GGUUUUUGGAUGACUGCUGACAUACUGAUGACGGAUCAUGAUUUGAAGUGGGUAGAAGAUAAAUGUGUUAUUUUUGUGAUGAGUGUUCAUAUAAUUUUUAAGAAUGCCAAUCCAGGCGCCGCAUUGGACGGACUAUCUCAAUUGUCCAGUGUGCUGCCGAGAAUUUGGCCCCUCACCACGUAGCCCAGUCAGUCUUGGCUGUGGCCACACUCUUUGUGAACACUGUCUGAAGCAUUUGCAUAGAAAACAUUGCCCUUUCGAUCAGGCUGCGAUACAAGCAGAACCAGAAGAGUUGGCUGUCAAUACGGCACUCCUACAGCUAGCAGGUUAUACGCCCCCACCACAGCCCUUUCACCCACCAUGCAUACAAGCUUUAUCAGAGACUGACCGCCAUGCCUAUGAUGUCAUCGUCCGGAGUCUUGAACAUCUCGCCAUUUAUCUUAAAUUAUGUGCAAACAACAGUAUCGGAAAUCGGCUAUCCAGGCCGAUGCAAAGGAAGUUGGUGACUCUAUUGCAGUGCGCUAUAACAGAUGAAGAGGGUCGUGGGAGGGCUGCCCGCGCUGCGAGGUCACUGGGAGAGAGAUCUGUUACAGAACUUAUUCUGCAACAUCAGAAUCCACAACAGCUAAGCGCCAACUUGUGGGCCGCGGUCCGAGCACGAGGGUGUCAGUUCCUCGGACCAGCGAUGCAGGAGGAAGUUCUUAAAUUAGUUUUAUUAGCACUUGAGGACGGGUCUGCAUUAUCGCGGAAGGUCCUAGUGAUGUUCGUUGUCCAAAGAUUAGAAGGCGAUUUUCCACAAGCGUCUAAAACAAGCAUAGGUCAUGUUGUUCAACUGUUGUAUAGAGCUUCUUGUUUUAAGGUGUCGAAACGCGAAUGUGACUCUUCACUGAUGCAACUUAAAGAAGAAUUUCGCACGUACGAAUCUCUGCGUCGCGAGCACGACGCGCAGAUAGUUCAAAUUGCGACCGAAGCUGGACUGAGGAUCGCGCCGGAUCAAUGGAGUGCUCUCCUGUAUGGGGAUACGGCGCAUAAGAGCCACAUGCAGAGCAUCAUUGAUAAACUCCAAACUCCGCAGUCGUUUGCACAGUCCGUUCAAGAACUGUUCAUUGCGUUGCAGAGGUCGGGCGAUCCGGCUCAGCUGGUUGUUAUGAGUAUGCCUCUAGAUCGACUUGCCAGUAUCGAUCCUAGUCCAGAUGCCACAAGUCCAUCUUGGCAAACGCUAGCGGAAAUAAUAACGGCCGUAAAAGAAGUCGUCUCCGGUCUUGUUAAUUAUUUACAACAACAGACGACGGGCCGCGACUCGAAUCACAACCAAAAACACGUUAUCCAAGACAAAUCGGAUUCAUCAGCAAGUCAACCAUCUCCGCAGGGUGGAUCUACGCCACCUCAUAAAAUAAAAGCAGCUUUCUGCCGGGACGCUAACACGAGAAGCGGGUGUCCCAGGGGUAAUAACUGCAACUUUUCACAUUUCGAAGACGAUAUGGACAGGUACCGAACGGUGCAAACGAGCACCACGAUAACGAACGGCAACUACUCGUACAUAACGAACCUGCCGCCGAUGUCGAUCCCGCCGCCGACGAUGGGCGGGCCGGUGCCGCUGCACAUCUACCAGCGGUUCCCGCCGCCGCCGCUGCCGCAGCACGUGAUUCAGCACCUGGAGACGUAUAACAUUGUGCCGAUUACUUUGCCAGCAAUGCAUUCCAUGCCGUCACCGAUGCCGGCGAUGCAAGCGGCGCCCAUGUCGCAGGAGAUGCCGCUGGCCAACCAGAUCCCGGAUGUGUCGCGCAACGAUAACAUGCAGCCCAGGAACUACACGCCAUCGGGCAUGAUGGGCAACCAGCAGCCGAUGGGGAUGAGCCAGGGCAACAUGAUGAUACAAGUGCAGGACAGGCCGUACUACACGCGGUACGGCGGGCUGCUGACGAUCGUCACGGAGGAGCCGCCGGCCAACGUGCAGUACCGCCAGGACUACCUGAACACCAUGUACCCGGCGCCCAGCUCCGCGGGCGCGGCGCCCGCCUACCAGCCCGAGCCGAACGUGAACGUGCAGCAGCCCGUGCCGAACAUGUUCGCGAACGUGCGCGAGCCGAACGCGUUCUCGUCCUACGAUGAUUUGGGCCUCGGAUCGGAGAUGAUGCCCGAGUUCCGCAGCCCGCCCGGCUUCCCGCCGAUGUCCGCCCGCCGCCGCGUCGACUCCUGGCCUACUACUUCGAGUUUCGAUUACAACUCGAUGACUGAGUCCGUGCCGCAGAUGCAAGCGCCCUCCGACACUGCUUAUGAUUUCAAUCUCAUGAGGGAUGCUCUGCCCGUUAUUCCUGGACCGGCUGAUAAUUUGAACAACAUGCCGGGCGACAGGCGCGUGGUGGGAGCGGACAGAUACUAUGUCUUGCUUAGGGAUCUGGUUUCCUACCCAGAGAAGGAUGACACUAACGAGGAUGAGGAUGAGCACGAACUGGAGGAGGAGCUGAUGGCCCUGGAGCGCCGCAUCGAUACCGAGUUUAAAAGUACCGACUAAAUCUAAGACCUACCUGUUACUUCUCAACACAGUCGUACGAUUCUGUUGGUUUGUUAAGUUGUGUUUAAUAUAAGUCAAAUGUGGUGCAAUUAAUUUUAACACCUGUUUGGUUGAAUCGUUGUACUUUAGUAUAGUUUUAUUAAGUCUAUUUACAUUUCUUGUUUUGUUUAUUUUUAUUUUUAUUUUUUUUUAUAGUUUUAUAUUUACAGAAUAUGUAAUAAUUUACAACCUAUCUUCCAGUUUCUCUUCCAUGUAUUGUAAUGUUUAAACUACCCAUUUAAGGAUUUUUGAACAAACGCUGGUUCAGAUUCUCGUCAUCGUUCUAAUAAUUUUAUUCAGACAGUCCGGUCGAAAUAUAUCUUAGAGGUUGCAUAAACAAAAUUCACAUCAAUAUCAAUGAGGCCAUAAAAACUGUCCAUAUUUUAUUUAUUGAAAUUACAUUUUUCGAGAACUUUACAUUAAUUAUUCAAAAAUAAGAAACAAUCUCUAAUACACUCCAUACAUACAUCAUUCAGAUUAAAACAAUUAAAAAGAAAAAUUUAUCCAUUUAACUGGCAAACUCAAGAAUUGAAACAAUAUAAACGCGUAAAAGACUCGGAUCUUCUACGCUAGCGCAGUCAGCAGAAAAACAUUUGCAACCAAUUCAAUCAAUACGAACAUUCGUAUAAUUGAAAGUUAUUAUAAUUUUAUAAUUUCAAUGGACCGGACUAAGAUAAAUUUAAACAUUUUGUCUUGCAGUCUGUAAACAACUUAUAUAAAAACAAUAAUUGUGACGAGAUUCUCAAAGCAGCUCCAUUUUUAUGUACAAUAAUCGUUUGUGUAUAAACAACGAAGAGCUUCUAUAGAUUACUCCAAAUUUGAAAUUGUACAAUCACUAUUGCUACUCUAGAGGCAGACCGAUGUCGCUUAUGGAACUAGGAGUUCGUAUGCAUCGACCCGUUACUUAAAAACAAGGGAAGCCGUCCAAAUUUUCCUUUGAUAGUUACAUUUUAUAACUUGAACAUUUCUGAUCAAAUUAUGCACCUCCCUUUAUAUAUUUGUUGGAGUUAUGAUAUUUUCGCGGUCGUACGUUUCAUUUAUAAUUGCAUCCGUAACUUGUGUUAGACGUAAGAUUAAUAUUAAUUGUUAACCAUCUCAAUGUCACAACUGGAUGUAACUUAUUGGUGUAAUAGUUAUUCCAUUUAAUAGUAGCAACGGUAAUUGAUUGCAUUAAUAAUUAAUGAUCAUUAAUUUAUCUCGAUGUGAAUUUACUCGUAAAACGUAGCAUCAGUUUAGGCCUAAAGGAUCGCGGAUUGACUCGCACCGCGGCAAUCGUCAAAAUUCUAUUUAGUAGUGUUUGGAAGUAUAUUAUCAUAUUAUACAUGUUUAAUAUUAAGUGUUUCCUCUGCAUUUUUGUCAUUAUUCUCGGUAGGCAGUUACAUCAUUAGCUCGUCAUCUUGAACGUCGUGGGUGUUUUAGCGAUCAUUAUAGCUGUCACUUAUAGGUGUCACUUGGCCCUCUCGUGUCAAUGCCGUAUUCCGUUCCUACGUUUGCUUUGCACAUACCUCAAAUUAAAGCAGAUAUGGAUUUGAGAGUUCAUAUGUCCGAGCGUAAUGUUCGGCUCCACGUAACGUCGCGCUGCCCUUUGCAGAGCCAAUGUUCUUUAGAUUCACUUUGAUCGCGACGUAUUGCUACUUUACCGAGGGGCGAUUUUACUUUCGAACGUUAUGUUUUACAUAUAGUUUUGUUAGUUUUAGGUGUAUUAUUUAAACGUGCCUCUAUGUUUUCGUCUACGCUUUUCACCUUCGAUAUAACGGUUUCAAUGAACCAGUUCUUUGUGGGAAAUGAUAAUUUUUAACUCUAUUUAUCUACCAUUCUUUAACGAACGAUGAAAGAAAGUUGACGGUGACAGAUCUCUGUCGAGACCGACUCUGAUUGAUUCAACCGAUAGGAGAUGACACUUAGUAUCUAACACGAGGUUUGGAGAGUAGGGUAAUAGAACAAUUAGCAAGUUUGCUCUUGUGCUUUAUAAUAUAAUAUCAUAACAGCGGGAUAAUAGAAUCCGUGAUGUAUUUUGGACGUGGUGCAUACGUAUUUUAUUAUGACCAUUCGAAUGCUCCGAGUGGAACUCAAAUUUCCAUUCGGUGAACAACAUUUAUAAAGGAUGAAGGUGUGUGUAAAAAUUGUUGAUAUAUCGGGAGCGAUAUUUAAGGCUGGUGAUACGUCUAUAUAAUUAUAUAUAUAGAUGUAUGUGUAUAAAAUAAUGUAAGGCUGUAAUAUACAUGCAGCUGAGAGAUUCAACUCAACGCCGUGUGGUCUGCAAUGAAAUCUACUUGUUUUUCUUUUUCUACAAGUAAUAAAAAUAAUGACCUGAUGGUUUUACGAACGUUUCAGUUAAGUAUGCUUAACAUUUCACAAUACAAGACACAUAAUAAAAAUUUAAAUGCAUUCACUUUUGGUUAUACACCGAUGAUUGAAUGAAUUUUACAGUUUUUGCAAUUGCCGUGUUUGAGGGCUUCGUGCAAUCCUCAAAUGAGUGCGUUUUAUCGUUAACUGUUUUACUAUAAUUGUCUGUUAAGAAUAAAAACCGUUUAAAAAUGUUUUAAGUACGCAAUGAUCUCGGAUGGCUUGGACUUUUAUAUAUUUUAAUAUUCGUGAGGAUUUCAACUAUGAUUUUUGUGCAAUUUUAACAUGAAGUGCAAUGUCUAAAAAUAUUUUUACUACACAUAUAAUUAAUUUCUCUUGCAUAACUUGUCGUUAUUAUUCACUCAUAGUUUUAUUUAUGAUCUAUUGAUUAAUUUUAUUUGUGUAAAAAAAGUCGAAAUGGUUUAUUUGUAAAUUCUGAACAGAUAGUCUUAUAAUUUCACUCGUGAAUUAGUCUUUAAAUAUAAUGCGUUAAUGGUUACUGAGUUGUACCAAAUUUACUUUGGUGUUGAUUUUUUCCUAGGAAAAGUUAGUAAUUGUGUUUUAUGAUGGUCUGUUUAAAGACCGCGAUGCGGCCACGUUCUGCGCACUUCGCUUUUUUUCGUAAGUUAUACGUAUAGUAGAUUUAAAUAAAUAUGUUCAUCUACCAUGUCUUUAUUUUGAAUUUAGUUGUAUUUAUUUUUAGAGUAUUAAGUGUUAUACUUAAACCCCAAAGGUUUUUAUUAUGAUUCAGCUAUCUUCGCCAAAUGUUUCACAUUUUUUAAUCGAUAACUUAAACAUUUCUUUUAAAUGAAAGUGAAUUGAUUUUUCUGAUUUGAUUACGUUAAUAUGGUGAAAUUGAAAUUUAAUUCAUUUUAAAACACUCAAGUUUUUUGAAAUAGUUUUACUUAAUAUUGGGUUAGUCCUUUACUGAGUUUUAUUGUAUUGUUGGAAAUUGUUAUGGAGUCAUUUUCUUUUUUAUGAAACGCAUUGAUUGUGUCGAUUAUUUCGUUGCUAACCAGCUGCGAUUGCUCUUCCUUGUGAUUAUUUAUUGAAUGUAUUUUAUCAUAUUAUUUAUAUCGCUGAUAUGUUAUUGUGAUUCGGCGUCGGGUUGCGUCUUUCAGUUAUAUUUUUAUAGAGGUAUAAAAUAUAAAUAUAGGAGGCCAACAGUCUCCAGUUAACCUUUGCAUUUGUUUAAGAAUGCGUAGAAAUUUAAUUUUGAUUUAACUAUUUAUCUAAUAUAUUUAAUGGCGUCAGAAAGCGCUAGUUGUAACCUACUACAUACAGAUUUAUCGUUACUGUAUUAUAUACCUACUAAGUUUAUGAUGUGAUUUUAAGGUAAUAGUACAAGAACUGUGAAUUGGUCCCAUCGGCAAAAUAACCGAUGUUAUACAUAACGUAGAGUUGGCGAAUGGCUGGUGUUUUUUAUUUCAAUGUCGGUUAUGUUGUUGACGCGAUCGAGUCUGAGAAUUUAUCUAGUGUCCCUCGCUUAGUCGUUGGUGUUUAAAACAUGGUGUGAACUUGUGAAUCCAUAUAAUCUAUGAUGUCUAUACGUAGAGUACAUUUCAGCGAACUUAAACACUUUCGAUAUACAAUGUAUGUGUAUUUUAAACGUACCGAAGACCUAUAUAGAUGCAUUUCUGCGAUAUUAUUAGUUUUUGCUUAAGUUUUGUUAAAACUUUUUUCGUAACAAAUUAAAAGAUUUUUGUGGUA
Messenger RNA from Zerene cesonia (dogface butterfly), 6610 nucleotides. RefSeq names its product roquin-1 (gene roq). The transcript is spliced from 17 exons. The record is from RefSeq and is a predicted model, not a curated record. Gene Ontology annotation, molecular function: metal ion binding. The coding region runs from base 104 to 2515 and encodes 803 amino acids. NCBI's taxonomy places the organism in Eukaryota, Metazoa, Arthropoda, Insecta, Lepidoptera, Pieridae.